CUCGGGCGGGUCCUGGAGGCUGCCGAGACGGGCGACGAGAACGUCCUCGCGGUGGCGCUCCCGGCGCUCUCGGUGAGCGUGGACACGACGGGGCCCGACGGCGACACCGCGCUGCACCUCGCGUCGCUGUACGGGCACGCGCGGUGCGUGGAGAUGAUCCUCGCCGCGGGCGCGAGCGUGACGGUGAGGGACGCGGACGGGGGAACCCCGCUGCACGACGCGUCCGCGGGGGGAUUCGAACCAAUCACGCCGCUGCACAUGGCCGCCAGGGGGGGGUACCCGAACGUCGUGCGUGCGCUGCUGAGCGCGGGCGCGAGGCCGGACGUGAAGUCGGACGCGGGUUUAUACCCGUGGAACUACGCCGACGAGGGAUCCGAGCUCGAGGCGAUGCUC
This is a messenger RNA of Micromonas commoda, 393 nucleotides long. RefSeq lists its product with no specific name. Gene Ontology annotation, molecular function: protein binding. The record is from RefSeq and is a predicted model, not a curated record. NCBI's taxonomy places the organism in Eukaryota, Viridiplantae, Chlorophyta, Mamiellophyceae, Mamiellales, Mamiellaceae. The annotation marks the transcript as partial. The transcript is spliced from 2 exons. Gene Ontology annotation, cellular component: cytoplasm; nucleus.